AACCGCGCUAAAGCCCGUCCAUGGCGGGAGGGUCAGCGUGAGCUGCGGCAGAUCGAAGGAGGAGAAGAGUUGCAAGAAUUCCUGAUGAUGGCUGACGAAUCACAGUCAAGAAACGCAAUGACCAACUCAUCCCUCCUCAAGAGAAACCGAUCGGCUCUUGUAGACAUCACCAACACCAUCACCACAAGGUCACGAGCAGCGAAGGAGCAGUCCAAGGUGAGCGUGGCAACGAGGGAGGAAGUGAAGGAGAUUUUAGCGAGAGAUGAUAUGGUCAUGUCACCGAAUGUUUGCGAUUCUUCGCUCUUGGAUGAUACCGAAACUACAAUGCGCAAUUCUGAUUUGGUCAUUGCUCAUGAUCAAUCCAACAGGAACAACACCGAUGGCUGUGGGGAAUAUGCUAUCGAGAUCUUCGAGCAUCUGAUCAACACGGAGAGGAGGCUGAGCCCUUCCUUUAACUACAUGGAGCAAGUCCAGCACGAUAUCAACCCAACUAUGCGAGGCAUCCUCAUCGACUGGCUUGUGGAGGUUGCAGAAGAGUACAAGCUUUCAUCGGAGAAUCUCUUCCUCUCUACCAACUACGUGGACAGAUUCUUGUCAGUCAUGCCUGUCCUUCGCUCCAAGCUUCAGCUGGUGGGAGUGACGUGCAUGCUGAUCGCAUCAAAGUAUGAAGAGAUCAAUGCUCCUCAAGUAGAAGACUUCGUCUAUAUCACCGACAGCACGUACUCAGCCCAGGAGGUGCUACAGAUGGAAGUUGUGAUUCUGCAUGCGUUGAAGUUCAACCUCACAGCCGUUACCCCACACAAUUUCCUUACAAGACUUUGCAGCCUCCUCAAUCAUGACCAGCAGACCAAACACUUGUGCGAGUACUUGACGGAGAUCACGAUUCAAGAGUUUCAGUACCUCAAGUAUCGACCGAGUGUCAUCGCUGCAAGUGCUGUCUGUCUGGGUAUGCAUACGGUACCCUUAGCCCUGUCCUCUCUGCUCCUCAUAACUCCUGUCGCAGCUCCGCAAAGACUCGCUCCAUCCCAUGUUCCUGCAAGUCCUUUCCAUGUGGCGCAUAGAGCUUGGCGAGCUCGCUGA
This is a messenger RNA of Guillardia theta CCMP2712, 1080 nucleotides long. RefSeq lists its product as hypothetical. Gene Ontology annotation, cellular component: nucleus; cyclin-dependent protein kinase holoenzyme complex; cytoplasm. The record is from RefSeq and is a predicted model, not a curated record. Gene Ontology annotation, biological process: mitotic cell cycle phase transition; regulation of cyclin-dependent protein serine/threonine kinase activity. Gene Ontology annotation, molecular function: cyclin-dependent protein serine/threonine kinase regulator activity. NCBI's taxonomy places the organism in Eukaryota, Cryptophyceae, Pyrenomonadales, Geminigeraceae. Bases 85 to 1080 code for a protein of 331 amino acids. The transcript has 5 exons.